Molecule: messenger RNA, 996 nt
Organism: Rhodofomes roseus
Lineage: Eukaryota; Fungi; Basidiomycota; Agaricomycetes; Polyporales; Fomitopsidaceae
Product: SET domain-containing protein
Exons: 3
Coding region: 1-996 (331 amino acids)
Molecular function (GO): protein binding
Source: RefSeq, a predicted model, not a curated record
AUGGACAGCAACGCGUCCGGCCUGUUGUCCCGGCGCACGCAUCCUCCACCCUCCAGCCCUGGUACAGAGCUCGAGGCGCCCAAAGUCCUCGCAUACUACGUCUGCGGGGUCAAGGACAAAGGCAAGGGACUUGUUGCUACCCAGCCUCUGCCAAAGGGUGCCGUCUUCCUCGAGGAAAAGCCGUUGUUUACGCAGAAUGCGGGGUGCACGAACUCGAACAUUCUCUCUGCCCUUGCGAACUGUACGCGCGACGAGCAGCGCGAGUACUUCACGCUCUGCAAUGCCUACAAGACCAGCGGGAAGGUUCUUCCCGCCCUCGCGAUAUUCCAAACAAAUUCGUUCCCGUGCGACGACUCACCGCAGACGGCGCCUUCAAAGCAGCGGCGCGGCAUCUUCCUCACCGCCUCACGCAUCAACCACUCGUGCACGCCCAACGUCGGGCGCAUAUGGGACGUCGAGAAGCAAGCUAUGGUCUUCCGUGCCUUGUGUCCUAUGCAGGCCGGCGAGGAACUGUGCAUCAAUUACGUUGAUGUGUUGGGAACACGACAAGAGCGCAACGCAGACUUGAUGGACCGCGUUGGGUUUGAGUGUGUCUGUGAAGCUUGCGCACUACAGGGUGAGGGAUUGGCCCAGAGCGACCAGCGCAGGGGGACGAUAUGGCGACUGUACGACGAGGUUCGGAUGUGUUUGAAGGAGCCUACGUUGGGCAUGCGCAAGGCGAAAUUGGCCCUUCGGCUCCUCCAAGAAGAGAACCUCGCGCUUUACGAAGCAACAUUCUGCUUCGACGCCUUCCAGCUAUGUGCCUUGGUCUCGGACUUCAGCAAUGCAAAGGCAUGGGCACGCCGAGCUUGGGAGGCCUCCUGUGCCUCUACGGGACCUGACGGACCCGCUGCGCGGACAUUCAAGAUGUACUGGGCCAACCCGCGAGCCCACCGCCUCGCUGGGACAAUGCCACGGAUGGUGUUGAGCGGGCCUAAUCAAGACGACCGUACUUAG